This is a messenger RNA of Rubroshorea leprosula, 978 nucleotides long. The record is from the annotation of a GenBank genome assembly. NCBI's taxonomy places the organism in Eukaryota, Viridiplantae, Streptophyta, Magnoliopsida, Malvales, Dipterocarpaceae.
CAAACCACAAAAUUUAGUGUGAAGUGAAGCUUUGAAUUAGAGCUCAGUCAUGGGAGUAAUGCUAGGCUAUUCCCUUCCUCUCCUUUUCUUAACUCUGUGUGCCACCGCAAACCUUUUCAUUCCUGCAGUUAACGGAGGAAUUCCUGCAGUUAACGGAGGAAUCUGCGCGGAAUCUAAAAAGUCCACCCUCUUGAUUGUCUUCGGCGACUCAUUCUUUGAUGUUGGCUACGGCAUUGAUGAACUUUGUCUUCCAUCUAAAGACCAACCAUAUGGGAAAUCACUUUACCCCCCGGUUCCCACUGGAAGAUUCUCGGAUGGUCUUGUAGUACCUGAUUAUAUUGCCAAAUACUUAGGCCUGGCCGAUAAUGAGGGCAAAAUUGCUGCAUACAAGAGUAGCUCAGAUAUCCGUCAAACAUUACAAGGACGUGCAAGUUUGAGCUUCGCCAUGGCCGGAGCAGGUGUCACGCUAAGCGCAAAUAAGGUAUAUAAGCAGGCAAGCAAGCUAAUUAAUCGAAAUCACUGAAGGAUCAAAUACAGAUUUUCAUCAAUAACUCGGCAAAGUUAUUUGUUGAUAACGGAGCGAAAUUCGUAGAUGAGCGACAUCAAACUCUCUAUUUAUUUUCAAUAGGGACAUACGAUUAUCUUUCCAAUCUUCAGAAUAUAAAAGAUGAGCAAUAUGUUCAAGAAAUAGCAGAAAAUGUUACAGCAGAAAUAGUGAAGCAAGUUAAGGAAAUAGCAGAACAUCAGGGUGUGAAUGGAAAAAUAUUUGCGUUUAUGAGCGUUGCACUACGCUAUUUACCGGUUGUGCGAAAAGCAUAUUCCAAGGACCAAUCGCAGCUGAAAUUGCUCGAUGAACUGGAAAAUACCCACCAUCACAAACUUAAAGAUAAAUUGAAUAACUUAGCUCAAGACCUCAAGGCUGCUGGUCAGGGUCACAUUAUCAACUAUUCAAUACUGAAAUACCACCGCAUAAUCAGG